UUUGCCAAGUUUGUGGAGGAUUGAAAGACUCUCAAGUUUUGUUUUCAUCAGUUUAAAACGAUUCAGCUUGCACCUGACCAAUGGCCGUCCUUGAAAACCCAACAGCACUCAUGCUGCUUUGAUGUAACUCGGUGAGAAUAGUGGACUGGGGUCACAAAGAUGUGCUUGUUUGUCAAAGAUGUUCCACCAUUUGUUAACUCCUGCGGAUGAAAUGAACGGUGCCUAUUCUGUGCGAUGGUUGUUUCUGCACAGCUGCUUCCAUAGAAUCUGUUCUGAUCCAUUUGACGUCUGACAAAGAUCAUUCUUGCUCUCCAGUCUCUGACUGCCAAUUUUUUAGCAAAUUUGGUGGCACCAGGAUAUGGUUUUGGCUGCAGUACAUUUGACAAGAGUAGAUUGUACCCAGCACAGCUACAUCCAUCAGGUCAGCAGUCAACUCUGUGAAACCUCACCUGACCCCAAGAUCCCAGUCUGGAAUCGAAAGAUGGAUUUCUAUUGCCAAGCUGGGACCAACUCUUACAGAAAGUGUACUGGCAGUCAGGAAUACCUGUGAAUAUACUCUCCCAUUCCCAUGGUGUAGUUUUGUCUGUGGCAACUCAAUAUUCCAUUUGUUGCAUUUGCUCACAAUAUGAGUGAUUUAAAGUGGAGAAUUGAUGCAAAAAGGGCAGAAGUCGAUGUAACAGAAAAUUCCCUCAGAAAUUUUACCGAUUUCCUUAAUCUGAUAGAGGAAUGUGGCCAAGUUAAGGAGAAGGGUGCAAUCAAGAUUUGCCUGCCGGAAAGUUUUGUCCGAAAAACAUCUUUCAGUGACCUCUUGAGCGGCCUUAAGUUAGACCAAGCAGCCCUACAAAUGCAACUCUUCUACAGACCUGAUAACCUGGUAUUUGGAUAUAAGAGCGUUGAUCCUCUUGUGGAAGAUGUGUCUGUUUUCUUGAGCAAGGCGAAUGAUCCUGCUGCUUACUCUGCAGAUUCUUGCUGCUCCUCCAUGCUUGCAGUACUGGGUGAGGAUGCACUUUUUCAUCAUUACUGGAAAGUUCUUAAUGCUUAUGCAGGAAAUGCCUUGAAUCGGAAGGACAAUAUCAUUGAAGUGGUGGAGAAGCUGGUGGGUCAAAGAGAUAACGUCCUUGCACAGCAUCAUGACAUGAAGUCAAAUGGUCAAGAUAUUUCGUCUUAUUCCGAGACAGAACCGAUUCUUCAUAGCUAUCCAAUAGGACUUAGCCACAGACUAUGCAUUGAUUGCGAUAUCAGUAGAUCUCUGGAAAGCGAUGACCAACAUGCUGCCAUUCAGCACAAUGAGAGAAGAGAGGAUACAAUAUUGUAUGGUGCUGAUAUUAAGUUUAGUGGUGCACCUGUUGAGAUCUUUAGUGGUUUCUCUCUUUCCAAAUUGAACUCCAUCUUAAAUUUGCCUACUGUGAAUCACCCUGCAUUCUCUAGUUCUUCCUUUUAUGUUGGGUCUACUCAUUCUUCAUUUGUUGCCCAUAUUGAACAUGCAUCUCUGUGGAGCAUUAAUUUCCUCCAUUAUGGACACUGCAAAGUGUGGUAUGUGAUACCUCCAAGGUAUGUUGGCCUCGUUGAUUUCUAUCUUUCACAAAUGCGGCUGGAUCUUAGUCACAAGGCAUGCCGUAAUAUUUUAGGGCACAAACAUGUCAUGCUGACACAGCAUUUUUUGGUUGAAUACAGCAUUCCUCAUUCAAAGAUCAUACAAAAACCUGGUGAAUUUGUGAUUCUUCACCCCAAUGCCAUUCAUUUUGGCUUCAAUAUGGGGAGCAAUAUUUCAGAGGCCGUUAACUUUGCUACAGUAUCAUGGAUUCCUUAUGGAUUGACAUCACCAAGAUGUGCAUGUUUGGGAUCUGAACAAAUGCAUUUAGACAUGACUCCUUUCCUCUUAGCCUUUCAACCUGAACAAUUGAAGACUUAUUUGGAGGGUGAAAGUCUGCUCACCCCUGACCAGCACCCAUUUUCACUUUCCUGCGGAAAAUUGUCAGAUCUAAGUUCUUUCAACAAGAAUGGAAAGAAACAGGUAUCUGUCAAAACUGUUUUGCCAUGUAUCAGCUCCAAAGAAACUCACCAUGAAGGAAAAAUGAUAAAAACAGAACUGAAUGUGGCACGUAAAACUAUGUUACAGUGCCCCGCUUGUAUCCGGUCUUACAAAGGUGGCAUGGGUCGUCUAAAUCGAUUACUGACGCACAUCAAAAGGCACCACUCUGCCCAUGCAGAGAAACUUGAACAGAUGAUCUUGAAAAGGUAUAAAAAGAAAGAACCAAAACAAAAACAAAAUCAAUGUCCAAUUUGUUACAAACAUCUAUCUGGUUCAGCCUUUCACUUAAAUGACCAUAUACGUAGAAUGCAUCAUAAAGAUCGACAAUGAACAGUACUUGGAUAACUUAGUUGUGAGGGGAAGGCCUGUUGCUUGGAAUUUUGGCUAGCUCUGUCAGGAUGCACACAAAAUCCUGUUGGAUUUACAUUUAUCUUGGCCAAUAUAAUAUAGCUCAGCCUUUAUAUAAAGCUUGCCCUAUUUAGCCUGGCCCUAAUAUAUAUAUUUAUAUAUAUGUCUGUGGAUUUGCUCAUGUAGCUUUGCCUACAUGGCUCCUUACAUUUAAUGGGGCCUUUCAGGCUUGGUCUGUUUGUCAUGGUUUAAGGUUUAAGGAUGGACGUUCAACCAACGGCUCUGUCAAGCAUGAGCCUCUCACUGUUACUUAGUGAGGUUGAUGGGCAACACAGGGGGCCCUUAGUCCGCAGAGUAUGGCUCCGAACAGUAGUAUGACAAUAAAAACCUUUAGUAAACUAAAGGUAUGGGGGAGGGAGAAUGUCAAACGUUCUAAAUCCCCAGCAGGUUGCAUUGCUUUGCUCAAAAAAAAGUCAGCUCUGCACUGUAGA
This is a messenger RNA of Thrips palmi, 2871 nucleotides long. Its product is annotated as lysine-specific demethylase 4A-like. The record is from RefSeq and is a predicted model, not a curated record. Gene Ontology annotation, molecular function: histone H3K9 demethylase activity; histone H3K36 demethylase activity. Gene Ontology annotation, cellular component: nucleus. Lineage: Eukaryota; Metazoa; Arthropoda; Insecta; Thysanoptera; Thripidae. The transcript has 10 exons. Bases 626 to 2362 code for a protein of 578 amino acids. Gene Ontology annotation, biological process: chromatin remodeling.